UCUAUAUCAUUUUAUCGAUCAUUAAGUUCCGACAUUUGUAAUAACGCCCACGUCUUUCACAAAAUGGCCGCUCGUCUCGUUUUACUGCUCGGCAUCUCGUCGAUUGUGAUGCAGAAUGCUUUAAGUCAAUGCGUGAAUCGAGUCGGGUGUGGACAAACUGUAGUCGAAGGUCUCCUCCCGAACCAGCUGUUACUGCGUGAGCAAGGGUUACCCCUUCUACCGACUGUGCCCGGGCCCCUCUGUCCUGGGCCUCUCAUGCCGGGACCUAUUAUACAGGAGGGCUUUGGAUACGCCCCCACUGUGAUCCAAGACAGCAGUGUAGCCAACAGCUUAGCUAAUGCCUUGCAGCUUUUGGUAGUAAGUAAUCUCCUGAGCAGCACCCUGCCGGGCCCCUGCGACAACUACCCCUUAGAUUUCGUGGGGCUGCCCACUUAUAAUUACAUUUAUUGAUUAAUUAAUAUUGUAUAUUUAUUUUAUUAUUGUUAAUAAAUUUAUUUUGAUAUAAAGAGU
Vanessa tameamea is the source of this 510-nucleotide messenger RNA. RefSeq lists its product as uncharacterized. The transcript is spliced from 2 exons. The coding region runs from base 64 to 450 and encodes 128 amino acids. The record is from RefSeq and is a predicted model, not a curated record. NCBI's taxonomy places the organism in Eukaryota, Metazoa, Arthropoda, Insecta, Lepidoptera, Nymphalidae.